UACAGAAGAAAUGAAAUGUGGCCCGAGGGACGAUAUGACUAUGAAAGACUUCCAAGAGACCGUGUACCUCCUCGAAGUCAUCCCAGUGAUGGCUACCAUAGAGUAGUUAAUAUUGUGCCAAAGAAACCACCACUACUAGACAGACCUGGUGAAGGAAGCAACAAUAGAUAUUACAGUCAUGUUGAUUACCAAGAAUAUGACGAGGGCCGCAGUUUUUCUCAUGAUCGAAGAAGUGGUCCACCUCACAGAGGAGAUGAAUCUGGCUAUAGAUGGCCAAGAGAUGAUCAUUCCGGAGGUCGACAAUCCGAAUACAGGGAUGUGAGAGAUGGCUUUAGAAGAAAAAGUUUCUACUCUUCUCAUUAUGCAAGAGACCGGUCUCCUCAUAAAAGGGACGCUCCUUUUUUCAGAGAAUCUCCUGUAGGCCGAAAGGAUUCUCCACACAGCAGAUCUGGCUCCAGUGUCAGCAGUAGAAGCUACUCUCCAGAAAGAAGCAAAGCAUACUCUUUCCAUCAAUCUCAACAUAGAAAAUCCGUGCGUGUUGAUGCCUCCUACAAACAGCAAAAUGAAGGAAAGCCAGAAAGAGGUAAAGAGAGACCUGCCCAGCCUUUGAAAACUUCAAGAGAUACAUCCCCUUCCAGUUCUUCAGCAGUUGCUUCAUCAAAGGGGUUAGAUAAGCCUGGUAGGCUAACUGAAAAGGAACUUGCUGAGGCUGCAAGCAAGUGGGCUGCGGAAAAGCUAGAGAAGGCAGAGGAGAGUAACUUACCUGAAAUUUCUGAAUAUGAGGCGGGAUCUGCAGCACCACUGUUCAUUGACCAGCCAGAAGAACCAGAGUCAAAUGCAACAGAUGGCAUAGAAUUAUUUGAAGACAGUCAGCUAACCAGUCGUUCUAAAGCAAUAGCAUCAAAAACCAAAGAGAUUGAACAGGUGUACCGACAAGACUGUGAAACAUUCGGGAUGGUUGUGAAAAUGCUGAUUGAAAAAGAUCCUUCAUUAGAAAAAUCUAUACAGUUUGCCUUGAGGCAGAAUUUACAUGAAAUAGGUGAGCGGUGUGUUGAAGAACUCAAGCAUUUCAUUGCAGAGUAUGACACCUCUGGUCAAGAUUUUGGAGAGCCUUUUUAG
Chrysochloris asiatica (Cape golden mole) is the source of this 1119-nucleotide messenger RNA. RefSeq names its product periphilin 1 (gene PPHLN1). Gene Ontology annotation, biological process: negative regulation of gene expression, epigenetic; protein localization to heterochromatin; negative regulation of DNA-templated transcription. The transcript is spliced from 9 exons. Bases 16 to 1119 code for a protein of 367 amino acids. Gene Ontology annotation, cellular component: nucleoplasm. Lineage: Eukaryota; Metazoa; Chordata; Mammalia; Afrosoricida; Chrysochloridae. The record is from RefSeq and is a predicted model, not a curated record.